UGGUUAGCCAAAUUCUUUUGUAUUGAAGAACAAGUCAAUAACACCUGUGCCUGCUCCUAGCCUCAAAACCAUGUCUUCUUCUUCUUCUUCUCCAUUCUUCAUAUCCACUGAGACCUUAUGCUCCAUCCUCACCCACAAAACUCUCAUAGAUCACUUCCAAUCAAAUCUCCCCAAAGCUUCAACCUUUCUCCAAACUCCAAUCCGCCACCACUAUUCUGUUUCCCCUUCUUCCUCUCUCCUAUUGAUGCCAUCUUGGUCCUCUUCUCCUUCUUAUCUCCCUUACAUUGGUGUCAAGCUUGUUACACACUUCCCUCAAAACUCUGCACUCAACUUGCCUGGUGUUCAGGGAAGCUAUGUCCUCUUCAGUUCUACCAAUGGCCAAACCCUAGCUUCCAUGGACUCUACUGAACUCACCCUUUACAGAACCUCUUGUGUCUCUGGCUUGGCUUCCAAGUAUUUGGCUAGGGAUGACAGUGAGGUUCUUGUCAUGGUUGGUGCUGGUGCCAUGGCACCCCAUUUGAUCAGGGCUCAUCUUUCAGCCAGGCCCAGUUUGAGGAGAGUCUUGAUUUGGAAUAGGACAGUUGAAAAGGCAAGAACUUUGGCACAGAAAUUGAGAGAAAGUGGGGAAUUUGAAGAAGGGUUGAGAAUUGAGGGUUGUGAGGAUUUGGACGAGGUUGUUGGAUUUGGGGAUAUUGUGAGCUGUGCCACUAAUUCCGAGGCACCCCUUGUGAAGGGUGAAAAGUUGAAGCUUGGUGCUCAUUUGGAUUUGGUGGGUUCAUUCAAGCCUUCAAUGAUGGAAUGUGAUGAUGAUGCAAUUAGGAGGGGGACUGUGUUUGUGGAUAAUGAAGCUGCCUUGGUAGAAGCAGGGGAGCUUGUAGGUGCUUUUGAGAGAGGAGUGAUUGGAAAAGAUGAGAUUGGAGGGGAUUUGUUGCAACUUAUUAGAGGAGACAAAAUUGGGAGAACCAGUUUGGAGCAUAUUACUGUGUUUAAGUCUGUUGGUUCUGCUGUUGUAGAUAUGCUUGCAGCACAAUUGGUGUACGAGACUUAUAUCAGGGGCUAGGUAUAAUAUUGAGUGUAGUUAAAGCCAAAUAAUUCAAUAUGUACAAGAGAUUUAUGUGCUUACUAAACUUUUAUUCCGUCACCGACUGAUAAUAGUUUCACAUCUCAAUAAGUUCAAGUUUCAAAAUCUAGUCUGUUUUUGAGUA
Messenger RNA from Arachis duranensis, 1205 nucleotides. RefSeq names its product protein SAR DEFICIENT 4. Bases 71 to 1060 code for a protein of 329 amino acids. The record is from RefSeq and is a predicted model, not a curated record. Gene Ontology annotation, cellular component: cytoplasm. The transcript has a single exon. NCBI's taxonomy places the organism in Eukaryota, Viridiplantae, Streptophyta, Magnoliopsida, Fabales, Fabaceae.